CGGAGGGCCAGUCGCAUUAGAAAAUACAACACAAACAUGAUGAGUCAAACCAUUGGAGUAUUUGGACUGCUUUUCCUAACUUUGGCAAACUGCCAGGUGAUCCGAGUGGAGACAGAUACCACAAACUACGGACCCGUCUCUAUGGUGGUGGACAACCUGGCGGAGAUUGCUGUAGAUGUCAGCGACGAAACCACCGCUCAGUUAGAGGGCAAAAUAAACCGGACUCAGCAGGAUAUCGCCGGAAACAUCGAGGUCCUCACCGCCAAUGCAUUGGCCCAAUUAAGUGACGUGAUCUUCGAAACCAACCAGAUAUUGGUGGCCAAUCCCGACUGCAAUGUGGCCUGGAGUUUGGAUGAUCUUAACGACAAUGUGACCCAUCAAGUGGGUGGUUGCAUGGGCGGUUUGGGAGAUCUCUUGGAGAGCUUCCGCCUGGAGGGACAGCUGGCCCUGGAAAGGAUCCAGGAGCUAGUGCAGGAGAUGGCCCAGUUGCCAGCCAAGUGCCAGAUGUUGGGCGCUUCCCCACUCAAUCCUGUGGCUUCGGCGGGUGGAAGUGUUUGCUUCAUCAACGCCAUGGCGGAGAUCAACAAAGGAAUGGCCCAAUCCCUGCACAAUGCCUCCCUGCUCCUGGUGCAAACCCAUCAGACCACCGAGGAGCAAGUGGAGCAGGCACAGCGGUGCUGUGCCACUGUGGUCCAGCAGGUUGGCGACUAUCUGCACGAAGAGCAGGAUCAAUGCCAGCAACAGUGAACCCUUCCUGUGAGCAAUAGUCCUACUACCAGAGAGUCCAGGCAAAUGCAGCCAAUGGCAAAUUUAUGCACCCACAAGAUGACAGGGGCCGAGGACUCGCCACAUCCUGUUCACUUAUUGCUUAUGCAUGACAUUUAUUUGACAAGUUUUUGAUUGAUUUUACAGCUGCUGCAGCCGAUCUGGUGCAGCUAUCUGCAUAUUCGUAGGCACAGUGGAACCUCUCUUAAAUGGUUUUACAAAAUCCCU
Drosophila suzukii is the source of this 993-nucleotide messenger RNA. RefSeq lists its product as uncharacterized. The record is from RefSeq and is a predicted model, not a curated record. NCBI's taxonomy places the organism in Eukaryota, Metazoa, Arthropoda, Insecta, Diptera, Drosophilidae.